CGAAUCUACUACAUAGGGAUAGGGUAGUUGAAGGUUGCCAAAAGCCAAGGUUUUGACGAAUCUUAAAAAAUAAUAUCAAAUUAGGGUUUGAAAAUUUUCAAACUUGUCUUUAUAGCUAAAUUUUCCUAAUCCUACCUUUAGGCCAACCUUAUUAACUAAACCUUAAUUAAGCAUGCAUUAGCUUUUUUAACUUAGAAAAAUAAUACAAAAGUGACCAAACUCUCUAGAGCAUUGCCUAAUGUGGCCCAUUUAUAAUAUGAGCGCGCGUGCUUAAAAACAUAUUUCUCAUACAUAAAUCUAUUUGGUAUGCUAUGAUACAUAUAUUAUACUAUAUACUAUCCUUUACUACUUAUAUUUAUAUGUUUAUUUAGUAUAAGUACUCAUUUUUCUAAGGCAAAAAUUUCAUUCAAGAUUACCGUAGGGACAAACAAUGGCGGACACUACAAAAAAUUGCUAUUUUUAAUGAUAACUUUUUAGUUACAAUAUAAUUUUUUUGUGACUAAAUGUAUAGCAUGAUCCUAAUAUUAAUUAAUUGUAUACUGACAAAUUAUAAUCUUCCCAUGCACUUAAUUAAUUUGCCAUGAUUUAUGGCAUCCUAGCUAUGAGCUAUCUCAUCAUCAUAUGGCACAUGUAAUAUACUUCUUUUCUAUAAUUAGAAUUAUUUUCUCAGUCUCAUUUUCUUUGUUUAAUUUUUCCAUGCAUCUUAAUGAUACAUUUCAUUAAUAAUAAUUAAUUAGCAUGGAGAACUUGCAUGUAUAUAUAUGAUCAAACUGAGUAGUAGUUUCAUAUGCAUAUAUUGUUUCGCAUACAUAAUCUCUUAUGUUCUCUCACUCACUAAAUCUUUUCCAUUAUUCAUCUCUAAUUUAUAUCAUGGAGUACCUCUUUCCAUCUAUCUUAUUCCUUCUCACAUUUCUUCUUAUAAUAAUCAUCUCAUUGAUUAUGAAGGCAUCAUCAAAAACCUAUCAUGAUAAAGCCAGCAUAACAAGCAAUGUUUCCUUAACAACAAAGUUACCACCAGGGCCAAUGAAGCUACCUCUCAUUGGAAAUCUACACAACCUUAUAAGCUCUUCUCUCCCGCAUCACCGGUUGAGGGAUUUGGCUAAGCAAUAUGGACCAUUGAUGCACCUUCAACUCGGUGAAGUUCCUCACAUUGUUGUUUCUUCACCCGAGAUUGCGAAAGAGAUGAUGAAAACUCAUGAUCUCAACUUUUUUGAAAGGCCUUUUCUUCUCAUUGCUGGAAAGUAUUAUGGUAUAGAUAUUAUUUUUGCACACUAUGGUGAUUAUUGGAGACAAAUGAGGAAGAUUUGUGCAGAACAAUUGUUAAGCCCUAGACGAGUCCAAUCUUUUCGAUCUAUUCGAGAAGAAGAAGUGUUUGAUUUAAUUCAAUACGUGCAUUCAAAAGAAGGAGAGUCUUUCAAUCUUAGUGAGAAAAUAUCCACACUAACAUAUAACAUCACUGCAAGAGCAGUCUUUGGUAAGAAAUGUAAAGAACAAAGAGCCUUUAUAUCAGCUGUUGAAGAAGUUCUAAAGAUCGCUGCCGGUUUCAGUGUCACUGAAGCAUUCCCUUCACAAAAAUGGUUGCAUUGGAUUAGUCGCUCAGGGCCUAGUUUGGAAAUGAAGAUUAAAUUAAUGGAAACAAUUCUUGAUAGCAUCGUAAAUGAACAUAAAAAUGAUAGAGAACAAGAGAAUGUUAAUCAUUAUACAAAAAAAACCAAGGGUUUCUUGGAUGUUCUUUUGGAUCUUCAAGGUAGUGAUGAGCUAACAAUUCCACUAGAGCCUUUAAACAUCACAGCAAUCAUCUUGGACAUGUUCAUUGGAGGAAGUGAAACAUCAUCUGUAGUUGUGGAGUGGACAAUGUUAGAGUUGUUGAAAAAUCCGACAUCAAUGGAGAAGGCGCAAGCUGAGGUAAGACAAGUGUUUGGGAAAAAUAAUAAUGUUGAUGAAACAAAACUUCAUGAGCUUAAAUUCUUAAAGAUGGUUAUCAAAGAAAUCAUGAGAUUACACCCUCCUGGACCUUUUUUAAUCCCAAGAGAAUCUAAAGAAAGUUGUGUCAUGAAUGGCUAUUACAUACCUGCAAAAACUAAAGUACUUGUCCAUACAUGGGCAAUAGGAAGGGAUCCAAAGUAUUGGAGUGAAGCUGAGAAGUUUUACCCUGAAAGAUUUAUUGAUAGUUCAAUUGACUUUAAAGGGAAUAAUUUUGAACUCAUUCCAUUUGGUGCUGGUAGAAGAAUAUGUCCUGGUAUAUCAUUUGCCUUAGCAAAUAUUGAGCUUCAUUUAGCACAAUUAUUGUUCCAUUUUGAUUGGAAACUUCCUAAUGGAAUAACUCAUGAAAAUCUUGACAUGACUGAGGUUUUUGGCAUGACUGUGAGAAGAAAAGGGGAUCUCUUUGUAAUCCCAAUUCCUAGAAAUAAUCCUUUGGUUAUUGGAUAACAACACAUGGAGAUAUCUAGAAACUUUCUUAUACUAUGCACUACUUUCACUUAAGAUCUAAAUUUCCUAUAUAUGUUCUUAAUUUCUUAAUUUUAUCUUUAUUUUAUGUAUUUCUUUUAUCAGGUUUUAUGACUAGCUACUUCAAAAUAAAUAAAUAAAUAAAUAAA
Messenger RNA from Cannabis sativa, 2597 nucleotides. RefSeq names its product cytochrome P450 71D10. Bases 820 to 2430 code for a protein of 536 amino acids. Gene Ontology annotation, molecular function: heme binding; monooxygenase activity; iron ion binding. NCBI's taxonomy places the organism in Eukaryota, Viridiplantae, Streptophyta, Magnoliopsida, Rosales, Cannabaceae. The transcript is spliced from 2 exons. The record is from RefSeq and is a predicted model, not a curated record.